CAGUAUUGUGUCAUUUUAUAUAACUAUAAAAGGAUCUUCACAUAGGCGACAUACAUCUUUAAUCGUUUCUUGAGGCGUUUGCGGUUGGGAUUGAGCCAUCUCUCUGACAGCCUCUGAACGUUAAGACGUUCCAUCAAAAUAAUUUCCCCCCCGGCACUAUUUUGCAUGGACACCGCUGCUGCUUCCCCGGGUUAGCCCCGCCCUAGACGAUUGUGAUUGGUUUAAAGAAAUAAAAACAGGCCAGCCCAGUUUUCCCCCGGAUAGAAGCUCUAAAUAGCGUGGUUCCAGACAAUUCUACUUGCUGUAGUUUGGUCUGGCUUUGCGAGACUAUUUUAACAGUCAUUGGAGUCGCUACGUGUGAGUUGUGGAGAUGCUGGCUCACGAGGUGACCGGGAGCUCGCUGUUCUCCGGGUUCCGUGCGCUCGGGCUGUACUCUAACCACCUCCCGCACGUGCUGCGGUACCACGCGAGGCACCGGGAGUUCUACGUGACCACGGCGGUGGGAAACCGUUUCCACACCUAUAAUGUUAAGAAGCUGGGAAUCAUUGCUGUCAGUAAUGCUCUCCCAGGGGACAUCUCCUGUCUUGCGGCUGACAGGAUGUUGGUGUUUGCUGCUGUUGGUCGAGAUGUCUAUGCCUUUGCCCGCAACAAGGAGAUAGUCCACCACUACUCGCACGCACAUGCCUCAGACGUCCACCUCUUAUUGGUUCUGGGAGACACGCUGGUGUCGGCUGACCAUGACGGACUCCUGGUAGUCUGGGACGUCCCCACUCAGGAGGAGUACCUGCGACUGACCUUUGACCCAGCCACCUUUGACCUAUCUGCCCUGGCCCACCCUAGCACCUACCUGAACAAGGUGUUGUUGGGGAGUUCCCAGGGUGCUUUGCAACUCUGGAACCUCAAGACCAAUAAAUUGCUGUACACCUUCCAAGGCUGGUCGUCAGGGGUUACAGCUCUUCAGCAGAGUCCUGCAGUGGACGUGAUGGGCGUCGGCUUAUCCUCUGGACGCAUCCUCCUUCAUGACAUCAGAGCUGACAAGACGCUGAUGUCCUUCAGUCAAGACUGGGGACCUGUCACCACACUCAGCUUCCGCACUGACGGCCCUCCCAUCAUGGCGGCCGGCGGGCCUGGUGGUCACAUGGCCUUCUGGGACCUGGAGAGCCGUCGCUUGGUAACGCAGCUGAGACACGCCCACCGCUCUGCUGUGGCCGGAGCAACCUUCCUACCCAGCCAGCAGCUGCUACUCACCAAUGGAGCAGACAAUGCCCUCAAGGUGUGGGUGUUUGAGCAGGAAGGGGGCGUUGCCAGAUUGCUACGGAGUCGUCAGGGCCACAGUGCUCCUCCCACCACCAUACGCCACCACGGCAAUGCUGGCCGGGACAUCCUGAGUGCUGGUCAGGAUGGGACACUACAGUCUUUCUCCAGCGUCCACGAGCGCUUCAACAAGAGCCUGGGACACGGCUCUGCCAACAAGAAGAUGACCAAGAAGAAAGGGUUGAAGUUUGAAGAGAUUCUGCUUCCACCAAUCACCUGCUUUUCUUCAGAGAGUGCACGUGAGGGCGACUGGGACGGUGUUGUGGCACUGCACCGCGGUGAGGCGGCCGCGCGCACCUGGAACUACCAGCGGUGCACCAUGGGAAAACACCGCCUGGCCCCGCCCGCUGACCGCCUGGACAACGCCCGCCUCAGCAACGUGCACACAACGGCGGUUGACAUUACUUCCUGUGGGAACUUUGUUCUGAUUGGUUGGUCAUCUGGUCACCUGGACGUUUACAACCUGCAGUCUGGCAUCCACCGUGGUCACUACGGCAACCCCACUGCACACGUGGGAGCCGUGCGUGGCGUGUGCGUGGACGGUCUGAACCAGCGCGUGUUCAGUGUCGGGGCCGACUGCCUCCUCAGGGCCUGGCGCUUUAAGACCCGUAGCCAUGACGACCCCGCCCACCCCCCAAAGCUUGACAGCGCCCCCUCAAUGCUGCGCCUCCACCGAGACAGUGGUAUGCUAGCGUUGGCGCUGGACGAUCUGACGCUAGUCGUCAUCGACACAGAAACCGGACGUGUUGUCCGGAAGUUCUUGGGUCACAGCGGGAAAAUAAACGACCUUACCUUCAGUCCAGAUGGCCGCUGGCUGAUAUCGGCAUCGAUGGACUGUACCAUCAGAACCUGGGACUUGCCUUCUGGCUGUAUGGUGGACUGCUUUCUGUGUGAGACGGCUGCGGUCAGUGUCUCACUCUCUCCUAUCGGAGACUUCCUCUCCUCGGCCCAUGUGGACAGCCUCGGGAUCUACCUCUGGUCCAAUAAGAGCAUCUAUAGCCUGGUCUCACUCCGCCCUCUUCCUGCUGACUACCAGCCAGUGACGGUGAGCCUCCCUGGCUCCUCCCCCAGCCCUGUUUCAGACGAGGAGGGACACGGGGAGAGCUGUGUUACCCUGGGCGACGAGGACGAGGACCAGAUGGCGUCUGCCUGCUGGGACUCCCAGGAGCAGCUGGAGCGUCACCUGGUCACCAUGACAUCACUUCCUGAGUCCCGCUGGAGGAAUCUGUUCAACCUAGAUGUUGUUAAGAGGAGGAACCAGCCCCAGCAGCCCCCCCAGCGACCAGCCGCUGCCCCCUACUUCCUGCCCACCGUCUCGGGCCUUCAGCCCAGCUUCCAGACCCCCGAGGCCCCGGUCAACCAGUCUAAGGUUUUGAGGCUCGGAGCUAUGGCGCAAAAAACAGCAUUCAGCAUCGCCUUGGAAACCGCGCUGGAUGAUGGAGACUAUGUCGCUCCUUUGGCGUUGCUGAAGUCUCUGGGACCUUCUGCCGUGGACCUCGAGCUGCGUGGCCUCUCUCCUGACCUAGGCUCCUCCCCCCAGCCAAGCUCCGCCUCCCAGCUCCUAGUGGCCUUCCUCCAGAUGCUGGAGGCCAUGUUGGAAGAGAGGCGGGACUUCGACCUGGCCCAGGCCUACCUGGCCCUCCUUCUCAAGCUUUACCUGCGGCCGUUGUCGGCUGACCCUCUUGCCGUUGCGACCUUGCAGCGUCUCCUUGGGCGCCUGGAGACGAUAUGGGCGGAGCUCCGCGUCUCAUUUGACCAAUCGCUGUGCCUGCUGACCUACACCAAGACCGCACUGCUCUGAGGCUGCUGGCGCCAUGCUUUCAUUUUGAUACGCAGAAGACAUGCCACUAUAAGUGUAUAGUGUGUGUGUGAGUCCUUGUCUCUCUGGCUAUGAACACAUCCCAACAUCAGAGCAAUAGUUAGGACCUAUGACUAUACAACCUAUAUAUGUUACUCUUAAAUUGGUAUAUCUUGACGAAUUGUAAUGUUUGUUUGUUUUGUAUUUUACCCAUUGCUGUCCUGCCUCCCUCGUCUUAUUACCUUUGCCAAAUGUGUUUCGACAUAAAUAAAGGAUUAAUAAAAAAUGGACUAAUAAACGACAUACAACA
This is a messenger RNA of Gadus morhua (Atlantic cod), 3422 nucleotides long. RefSeq names its product WD repeat domain 36 (gene wdr36). Gene Ontology annotation, molecular function: protein binding. Gene Ontology annotation, biological process: rRNA processing. Bases 371 to 3115 code for a protein of 914 amino acids. The record is from RefSeq and is a predicted model, not a curated record. The transcript has 24 exons. Lineage: Eukaryota; Metazoa; Chordata; Actinopteri; Gadiformes; Gadidae. Gene Ontology annotation, cellular component: Pwp2p-containing subcomplex of 90S preribosome; small-subunit processome.